AUGGCUGAGCAGGCAGCACAAGUGGAAGGCGCCGAACCACCCCCGCAGGGGCAAGAUGUGCUUCGCAGUAUCGGGUUGGCAAUAACGGUGCUGGCGCUCAUUCUCCCCAUUCCUUUCCUCCUGGUGCGCAUAUACACGCCGUGGAAGCUCUCAUCUCCCCUGCGAGUCGACGACUGGCCCUGCGCCGCGGCAGUCCUAUUCGGCAUCGCAUACCUUACAAGUGGCAUUGUCUUCGCAGAGCACGGUGGUGGCCACCACGUCUGGGAGGUCACAGUGCCACAGCUCCAGAGCUUCCUGGAGACUGCUUAUUGGAACUCGAUCGCCCACACCCCUGCUGCCCUUUUCAUCAAGUGUACGUUACUCCUCAUCGCCGUGCGGGCGUUUCGGGGCAACAGGCUCUUUACGUGCGUCGGAUAUGGCCUCGUCGCUGUCAUGGUGGGCUAUCAUGUACCCUUGACUGUGUUUAAGAUCAUGACGUGCAGGCCGAUACGAGGAUAUUGGGACUAUAGUGAAGAAUCAAACUGCUACGACUACCGGCUGGUCUUUCUAUCUGACGCUAUCGGGGCGGUCAUCACCGACAUCCUGGUGAUGCUGAUAGCGCUCCCGUUGAUAUUGCUUCGGGUGGCUCGCUUGAAGAUGUAUUUGAUGCUGGGAGCUGGAAGUGUGAGUAACUAA
Messenger RNA from Diaporthe batatas, 675 nucleotides. RefSeq lists its product as uncharacterized. NCBI's taxonomy places the organism in Eukaryota, Fungi, Ascomycota, Sordariomycetes, Diaporthales, Diaporthaceae. The record is from RefSeq and is a predicted model, not a curated record. Bases 1 to 675 code for a protein of 224 amino acids. The transcript has a single exon.